Messenger RNA from Aspergillus viridinutans, 744 nucleotides. RefSeq lists its product as uncharacterized. The record is from RefSeq and is a predicted model, not a curated record. Bases 1 to 744 code for a protein of 247 amino acids. The transcript is spliced from 2 exons. NCBI's taxonomy places the organism in Eukaryota, Fungi, Ascomycota, Eurotiomycetes, Eurotiales, Aspergillaceae.
AUGUCCGAUCAGGAAAACACCAGUCGUCCUUCUAGUCCGACUCGGAACCCUACCCAGACAGAAGACGGUGCCCCCCCAACCCCAAAGACAGAUACCCAGACACCAACAAAGAAGCCUCCCAAGCUAGGCAAGAAGAAGCAGCAGCAGGAGGAGCCUCAGCCUCAGCCUGAACAAGCAGAAGCACAAGACCAAGAACAAGAACCGGAACAAGAAAACAACGAGGGUCCUCCUGAAGACACCAAGGAAGAACCCCAACAGGAUACAAACAACAACAACGCCAACGGCGAAGCCACAGACCAACAACAAGAACAAGAACAAGAGCCACAACAAGAACAACCCCGCCCCCGCAGAAGAAAACCCCAGCGCUACCGCCCCGACUCAGACACAGAAAGCAUCCCCCGCCCCGAAAUGGACAACAACGCAAUGGAGAAGCCCCGCCGCCGGCGUCAGCGUCCCCAGACGGAGCAGCAGCAACAGCAGCAACAAGACGGCGGCCCACUCGGCGGCCUCGGCGGCGUGAACCAGGUCGGCGACCUUGUGCAGAACACCGCGGGGAACGCGCUGAACGGCGUGACGGGGUCGGCGGGCAAGGCCGUCGGCGGGCUGCUGGGCGGGAACAAGGAAGAGAAAGACGAUGGAGGACGGGACGAGCAGUUGCGGCUGCGGCUGGAUCUGAAUCUAGAUAUUGAGGUGCAGCUCAAGGCGAAGAUUCAUGGUGAUUUGACGUUGGGAUUAUUGAACUGA